AUGGAGCGUACUCCAGCUCAAGACAAGGACAGUCAGAAGCGAAGAAAAAAGAGCCAAGAAAGCACAAGUGGUCAAUUUGGAGAUAUGGAGGAGGAAGAGCUUGAGCUUUUUCACGUGGUGCGAGACGAUCUACGCCAUAAGUCCACGGUAGGCUGGCAGAAUGCUGUUAAGGUGCUAAAUGCGGCCUAUCAGCACAUAGAUCACCCCGAAAGCCAAGCAUUUCUUGAUGAUUCAUUUCAAAAGAUCAUCAGCAUCAUGCUUGAUCAGCAUACCAGCAAGAUCGGCUCGUUUGAAAAAUCGUGUGUGACGCAGUGUCUAUCGCUCGCAGUGCCGCUGGUGGUUGCGCAGAUGAAGGCAGGUAAGUAUUUCCAGACAUUGCCAGUGCUGACUAUGAUUUUCAGCAAGAAAAAGACUUUCUAUAAGGAUUUACGCACCUCGGCAAUGAUUGGCAGUUAUUGGAACAAAGUACCUGGAUCACCGGAAGUGCGAGCACAAUGCAUUGAAGCGUUUUGCGAGAUGAAUGGAUUUCACUUGUUGUUGAGCACAUUGGAGCUUUUAAUGCAGAAUCAUUGCAAAGGCGACGAACUGGAAGUUGCAAUGGAUAGUGAGGAUAUCCGAGUCUUGCUCCAGGCAUUACUUGAAUUUCGAUCAUCGGUGCCGGAAAUGAUUUGCACUAAAAUCUCUGUGUUAAUUAUGACCUAUUUCACAAAAAUCUCGGAUGUAGUUUUAAAAAAAGAGUCAACCGACGCUGUGGGAGCUGUAAUUGGGAUUAUUCGGAGGUUGGUGGAUGCAGGAGUGGUGUCACCUGACGCCAUAAAUGCAAUAUGGCUUGAAAUUACAGAGAGGUACGUUGAGUCGACGUCGCUGCCGCUGCGACUCUUUGGCCUGGAGCAAAUUAACCAGAUUGUGAAUUGUGCUCGAGCAUCGCGAGCCUUCCCGCCGCGAUACUUUGUUAGAAAUGCUGGCACAGCUGCUAUUAACGGUGUUUACGUGUUAAAGGCCAACACGACGUCGGCAACAUACGUGUUCCGACAGCAAGAAACAGGUCAAGUGUUUACGCUUUUUUGUUGCACAAUGAAGAGUGGAUUAAAAUGGUGGUUUAUAUCGGAGGCUGACAAGAUGCAGCCUGGUUCCGACCAAGACAUUGAUUAUUAUCAGCAUCAGUCACAAUACGAGGAAUAUCUACCUCCGACGCACGAUUGGAUUCCUACAGGAAAAGGGGAAGCCCCAGCUCCCGAGCUGAUCGCGGAAAGCGUUCAAGAGAACGGCCAUGAAGACCAGACUCGAUUAGAUUUCAUUCUCAGUGCUUGGGUAGUGGAUAAAAGUAUUUUGGACGAAAUUUUUGGUGAUAGAAUCCAUCGUGAGAUCGUGUCGCGCAGUGCGUUGCUGGUAAAAUUUCUAGCAGAAUCUAACAAGCUAGAUACGCACUGUGUUGAUGUAAUCUGGCAGUCUUGCAUUCAAAAAGACCAGACUCUAGUCCAUGAAAUUCACAACCUUCUUAUUUCUACGGUGCCUUUCUUGUCGAGUGAACUGCUGUUGCAUUUGAUUGAAAUUAUUCACGCCUCGCUACUGCGCAGCUUAGAAAAAUAUGAGGCUUUUCCUGAGCUCAUCUCAUUCUUGCAGCGGUUGGCAACUAAUUCACCGAGCUUUCUCAUGGAGCGUAACGUGAAUGUUACGAGAGCGAUUUUGCAGCUGCUUUGGUCAAUACAAAUGCAUUGUAGCAUCGCCAACAUUCGACUUAGCAGAAGUCUGCGUGAUUUUUUUCAAGAAGGAUUACGAAGCGAAUUCGGUGAGCCGCUGCGAAAGAUGUUCUUGAACGAGUGUAUCAAGGGAAUAAAGAAGUCUUGCUUGAUGUCCAACGUCGCACCCGAUUUGUCAGCCCCGCGACCUGUCACAUUAAUCUCCCCCACGCCAAGCAGCAAAAGCACAACGACUUCAGUCAACUCAGCAGAACUCUCGAAUAAGGAUUCAACGGCUUCCAAAGCGUUGGAGCUGCUCAAAUUUCUAAUUGAUUCGUAUCGAGUUGACCACGGACUUGUAGUGGAAUCGCUUAAUCUGGAGCACGGAUUAGUGAGUUUGUUAUUCGACGAACUCGCAACAUUUGUGGCGCGAAAUACUGAAAAACACUCUUCAUUUUAUCGUUCGGCUAUUGGGCAUCGCUUGGAACUUAUACACUACAUUCACGUCAAGUCAUUAAAACUAGAGCUCACUAUCCCUCAAAUUGAACGGCUGUGGCAAGUACUUUCUUCGUCACCGGCUGAACGCGAAUUCUGCCUAAUAUUUUUUAAUCAGACCAGUUUGCGGCAAGGUGGAACAGCGCCUGGCCCAAACAUGGUUGGUGGCUCAAUAAGCUCGGCAUUUAAUCUGGACGUUUGCUUAUACGUUUUUAACGAGCUCCUAUGCAAGCAGACCGAUUUCAAGACAUUAGGAUGUAUGGGUUAUAAAUGUUUUAAUACCUACUUUGUCGGUUUAAAUGCUCAACUCAAGAUGGUGCAACGAAUUGAUGGCCCAUCGGAGAACAACUCACCACAGCUAUUGGGAAUUGAUGCUUUGUGGCGUAUCGCGUUCGAAGCUCCACUUGAAGUAGCCGAAAUGGCUACGCAUGAGCUUCUUCGUGUAUAUGAUCGAUCGUCUGAUGUACUUUCGCAUGAGGCUAAGAGCGAAUCGGAUGACUCCGUAAAAGAUUUCCUGGCGCGUGUAUUUCAACAACUGUCGACCGUUAAGGAGAGCACACCAGAGUCACUCAAGCUUGUGCAGCAAUGCUCGUGUUUGUUAACAGGACUGGUGUCUAGCGCUCGCAAAAAGCAGAACUUCGUUCCACAUGGGCUUAAUGGUCGUGGCGCGUACUUUACGAUUAGGGUCGUCGCGCAGCGAAUUCCUUCAUCCAAUACAAGCGGGGCAAGUGUUCCAGCCACUGUUGCCUCAAGUCGUGAUAACGCGGUGCAAACAAUACAUACAUCCGCAUACUCGAAUCAGACGUUAUGGCAUUUCCGCAAGCAGAUUGAAAAGCUUUUGGGGCAUCCAAUUCAACAAACAAAAUUACUCUCAUCGGGAUCUGCAAUCACGGGUGACCAAAAGACACUGGCAGAUCUGCAAAUUACGGAAUCCAGUGAAGUGCGCGUACUGAUGUUCAACACGGUUGUGACACGCUCUAGUUCCGUUGUGAUGGACCAGGAUCAAGUUAUGAAUUCGUUGCCCACUUCAUAUUCAACUUCCUCAUCUAAGCAGCACCCUGGCAUUGUGAUUGCUCGCAAUGGUCCGUACUUCGAUAUUUUGUUCCGUGUCCUCGAUAUUGUUGAGAGUAAUCCAGUGCACGAGCUUUUGUGGGCCCUAUUAAAGCAGAUUCCUACGAGUGAAAAGCUUUUAAAUCAUGUUUCUAGCAUUGGCGCAUUUGAGUUAAGCGAGGGAGAUACUGAUAUGAAGUCCCCAUCCGAAAAAUGCUUAAGCAGCAAGCCCGAUUGGUCAUCUUUGGUUAGGGGUAUAUCAUCACACCAGGCUAUUUACACGCUACAAAUCAUGGAUGCGCUCUUACUGCCUUCAGAUACUGCCAAAAUAACGUUUGCGCAGACUUAUCGCCAGCGCUUUGUUCUGGGUGGUGGGUUUCACGAAGUUCUUUCGUACUUUAUCCGCGCAAACUUCCAUGCAAAUUCAUUUAAUGAGGGCGCUGCAGUGGCGCUUCGUAUCCUAAAGUUCUGUCUUUUCGACUCCGGCCAUGAUCACGGAAUAAUUUCGGCUACCGCAGAUGGCCACACUUUAAAUGACACAUUUACUGAGAGUGUAUCGCCAACUAUAUCAUGUGAGGACAUGGGGACUUCAAAAGCUGAAAUUUUUGUAGAGCAAAGUCACUAUGAUCAGUUGGUUCAAAAAAUUGCAGAGCUCGUUGUAUCGGAAUUUGCGCGGGUUCAAGUUACGGCACCGAAAACAAAGACGGCGUAUCGUAUCUUGUUUGAUGCUGUCAAGACCGUUGAGUCGAUUGUGUCCAUCGUAAGUGAUGCAGCAGUAAAGUACGUAAAGGCUUUAGAGCCGCGUACAAUAAUUAUCGAUAUAUUUACGAAGUUUGAUUCGGACCAAGUGCGGGACCAAUGGCUUUCAUUGUUAAAUUCCGUUUGUAAGGCGUCUGACGCGGCAGCCGAGGUGGUCUUUGAGACAUGCAUUCAAUCCAUAGAUCAUAUUGAAAGUGUAAGCGUCCCGUGCGACCAGUAUACGCGCAUGCUUUGUUCAUUAGCUCAUCUUGAGCGCGGCAAGUCAUCUUUUUAUUGUGAAACGCUGGCGCAGGUUGUCGUGGCAAAGCUGCGUUUUGGUUUUUCAAGCAAAUUUCUCGCUUGCAACGAGCGUUCAGGCGAAGUACUGAUAGGCUUCAUGGAGUUCUUGCGUGAGGUGCUAGUGGUGCAUGCUGAUGUACGAGCCAAAAUUGCUUCCGACAUCGUAGACGUCGUGUACGAGGAGUGUUUAUUUACGCUGCCAUCCGAAGAUCGCCGACGCUGUCCGUUGUGCGUGUCGCUGGAGACUCGACGCCCAGCAUUCAAGCUUUUAGCAAGUGCAAUUUCUUCAAACGCUAGUAUUUUGCGUAACUUACAAGACCGCCUGAUAAAUCUUUUUACGAGGAGUGAUGCACUUCGUGGUAAGUGGGGUCAAGAGAAUAAUAUUGAAACGCGUGGUAAUGGCGAGCAUGUGGGGCUAAAAAAUCAAGGCUGUUCUUGCUAUAUGAACUCAUUUUUACAGCAGUUGUUCAUGCACUCUACACUGCGGCAAGGAUUGUUAGGGGCCAAAGUGGAACCUCGCCCCAUUUAUCAAGAACCAUCAAAAGCAGAAGCUGAAAGGUCCCCAGAGCGCUUGAUAGGAUGCCGUGUAGCCCUUGAAUGCUUGGGUGGCAGGGUUUAUGAAGCGAAUGUUAUAGGGUACGAUGCAUCGACGGGCCAGCAUACACUGCGAUACGAGAACGGUGGCGAAGCGACUUUUGUGCUAGCAAAAGGACGACCAGGAAAUGAAAAUGGUCGCUAUGUGAUUUUGCAACCGGAGUUGACGGGUAUUAACGCAACCUUGGAAGUUCUACGUCAACUUCAACGCACAUUUUGCUACUUACGUGACACUGAAAUGCGUUAUUUCAAUCCGAAGGCAUUUGUAGACUCUUGCUCUUGCCUAAACUUGGAAUUUUCGGUGUACCAACAGAAUGAUGCGACUGAAUUUUGUGAUAAGUUAUUGGAUCGACUUGAAACGGGACUGAAAACAACACCUCAAGGCACGAGAUGUCUGCAGGACGUUCUUGGCGGAAAAUUGAUUUCUCAGAAGCUUCCAAAAGAUUGUGGACACCGGUACGAGCGCGAAGAACCUUUUAUUCGUUUAGAGUUGCAGAUUCGUGGAAAAGAAAGCAUUGAGGAGUCCCUCUCUGCGUUUGUUGAAGGCGAAUUGAUGGAUGGUGACAACAAGGUAGAAUGCGAGCUGUGCGCUACAAAGAAGGCGGCUGUCAGGCGAACGUGCUUUGGUUCACUUCCCAAUCUGCUCAUUCUCCACUUAAAGCGCUUCGAUUUAGAUUACACGACUUUCGAAACUGUCAAGUUGAACAAUCGGUGUUCGUUCCCUAUGCGUUUGAGCAUGAAACCAUACUCUAAGGCGGGUAUUGAGGAGCAGGAGACUAAAUCAAAUUUGCAGCAGGAUCGUGAGAUAACGUCGAUGGAGGAAGACAUGGUAUCUGAUGACUCAAGUGACUCUGAUGAAUUCAUGGCGGAAGUGAACGGUGAUACGCGAGCAAAUCGCACUUUAUUGUCAGCUAGGUCAAGCAUCACUCUUGCUGCGUCCCCGCAAAGUAAAACGGAUCCAAACAGUACUGAACGCGAUGACAAAAGUAGCGCCAAAUUGGACCCAAAUUACGAGUACCGACUCAAAGGCAUUCUUGUGCACUCAGGAGUAGCCCAAGGUGGCCACUACUAUUCCUUCAUUUAUGACCACAUGUCUGAAAAAUGGUUCAAAUAUGAUGAUGAGGACGUGACACCAUUUGAUCCAGUCAACAUCGAGGCUGAGUGUUUUGGAGGAGUGCAACGGCGCUCAUGGCACGGGUCGAACAACGCAAUGGAGAUGGAAGUUUUUAGCAACGCGCUUAUGCUUUUCUACGAGAAAGUUAUUCCCAUUGAGCCUGUAGCGACACCAGGCACUAUAGCUGGAAUUGACACUGAAGCAAUUACUCAUGUUGCGGCUCCAGACGAAGAGCGCUGUGAGUUUGAAGCCGAAGUGUGGAAGUCUAACGAAGCGUUCUUGCUGAAUUCGUAUCUGUUUGAUGUAGAAUUCCACGAAUUUUUACGUGAGAUGGUUCACUCUCAGUACAUGAAAGAUAAUGUAGUCCCAGCAGUAAAAAAUGAUAUACCUGUGGCAUCGUCGUCGUCCCCACAAGCGAAUGAUGUGUCGAUUCCGCCAGCUGCACCGACUGCACUAGCUGGGUUAGCCGGGUCAGCUGUGAACGUUGAGGAAGAAAUUCAAGUGACGCUAACGGAAAUUGGUGUCGAGUUUGUGCUGAGUGUCUUACUUCAUUCACGCGAAAAGCAUGGAAUUGCGCGGUGGAUCACGAUUCUCGCGUCCAAGUUCACACGAUCCAAAGCUAUCUGUGCACGAUUUUUCUCCGCAUUAUCGACGUCAAAAUGCAUUCUUUGGCUACGUGGGUUUCUAUUUGAAUGCCCAGACUCAAUUGCCCGUCAGUCAUUUGUACACCUAGUUUCGCGGGCUCUUACUGCAUUUGAGGCUCAUCGAAAAGUCGAAAAGUCGACUUUAGAUAAUGUGAGUUUGGAAGUGGCGACAGUAGCUGAUACUGCUACCAUUCGUACAUUUUUAGAGGCCAUCGCUACAUUUUUAGAUCAAACCUCCAUCAUGCAGCAGUCGCAUCUGGAAGAGUGUUUCAUGCUUUUGCGCAAUUGUGCAGAAAUUAGCGACAUAGCAAGAAUGCAGCUUCAGCAGCUCGAAAUGAUUGCACGACUAAUUAAUUUCUUUUUAUGUGAUCGAGGCCCAAGCGCAUUAAAGAAUGCGUUUCCGUCCUCGACGUUGCAUCCGACGACAUCACGAUAUGCGUCACCAGAUUACCAGUAUCUUUUAGAGGCGGUUAUUGCGAUGUUAGGUCUACCGCGGCGCAUGACAGAACCUUUACUUAUGGAGAGCAGCACACAGUAUCCCCACCGCACAAUCUUAUCGGAAAAAGCAGAGCAUGCACUUACCGAGAUUUUUGAAGACUACCAGACGCGAAAAAGCCCUAGUGGCAAUCCUGGCCUUGGUCUUGAAGAGCUAAAAAAAAUCUUUUCCGUGACUCUGCGCAGUGUUAUUGACAGUCCAGCAGUUGAGCAGCAGGCUCAGCAAAUGCUAACGAAGUAUGGUUCGCGGGGUAAUGGCCCUACGAAGGAUAAAGCGGGUACCUCACAGGUAGAGCUUGAUGGGUUCAUUCUGUACUAUACGGACAUGGCUGCCACCUCGACGAAAUCAGUAUUACAAGAUCUACGCGCAUUUGGCUUCAGUGAAGAUCUUCAGCGACACUCGCUGUUUAGUGGAGAUUUAUCGACUGGAGCUCAAAUUCUUGAAGGUCUAAGUCCCUUAAGUCGUGGUGCGUUGCUUAAUGAUGUGUUUUUUGAUUCAGCACUCGAAGAAGAAGCAGAAACGACAUGUGAAUUACUUUUGCGGUUAAGCUUGGGCGAUAACGCGACAUCCUUGCGAUUAUUGCGUGCACUUCUGAAUUGCCUCCAGAGUACAGAGACGGGAUGGAAGGGACAACCUGUUGUAGACGCUUGUGCGCUUGCAGUUCAGCGGGUACUAAGUUUUAAAAGCGAUUACCAAAGGGACCUUGUCGAGGUGGCAAUGAGUCACAGCGACUAUGGCUUGCUUAGCUCGUCACACAGUCAAGAAAAUAUUCGCUCGCGCCAUAUGACUACCGCUCAUGUCUCUCUCUCCAUAUACCGACGGCUGGUUCUUGUGUUGGAAUUACGAGCACGCGUACCUGCAGUCAGUGUUUGGUUAGACGACCAUCGAAGCAAGUGGGAUUGGCUGUAUGAGUGGUUGCGUCUUGAGUCGCUUCAGCCUAGUCUUGGUGGACGUCUGUCGGUAUUAAAGCGUGAGCCAGCAAAACUUGAAGUGUUGUGGAGUUUGGGCGAAGCCUUGGGUAUUCCAUAUCAGGAGGAACAGCGACGGUAUGUAGUAGAAGGCGCUGGUUACACUGCUGUUAAUGGUGUCUACAUUAGCACAUCUCACACCCACGACAAUUGCUUAACAUAUGCUUGUGUCAAAAGCGACAUCGAGUACACGCUAUUUCGGUGUUGCAUGCCGAGUAAGGCGCGUCGCUGGUACAUUUCGUACUCUCCAAACAAGAACUUGCUCGGGACUAUGUCAGAUGAGGACUUUUACUUUGUCCAGUCGCACAUUGAUGACGAGUUUCCACCGAUAGAUGGAUGGAAGAUUUGGGCUAAAAACGACAAGGCCAAACCGCCUGCGCCCACUGUGCGUCUUUACAGCUCGACUGUGGCGGCACUGGAUGGGGAUGGAGACGCUGCGGACUCUACCGAUGGUUUACUAACAGGGAGUGGCUUCGUCGACCAUGAUCAGGAGUCGCUAGCUCCAAGUGCACCUCCGUCUGACCUGGUUGCCGAAACUGUGGACGUAGACGCUGACGCGGAGACGGUGGGAUAUGAUGAUAGUGAGGAUGAGAUUCGCGAUAGCAACGAGCGCUUUCGUGCGGUGCAUUUGGACACACAGGAAGAUGGCAGCAGUACGGAUGACUUCAUGUGA
Molecule: messenger RNA, 8751 nt
Organism: Plasmopara halstedii
Lineage: Eukaryota; Oomycota; Peronosporomycetes; Peronosporales; Peronosporaceae
Product: ubiquitin carboxyl-terminal hydrolase partial
Exons: 2
Coding region: 1-8751 (2916 amino acids)
Biological process (GO): protein deubiquitination
Cellular component (GO): nucleus; cytosol
Molecular function (GO): protein binding; cysteine-type deubiquitinase activity; cysteine-type endopeptidase activity
Source: RefSeq, a predicted model, not a curated record